CAGCAGCGUAUGCCUCACCGUCACUGCACACUUAUGCAUAGGCGUGGUUGGUGCUCUCUUAAUGUGGUUCGCCGCUGCAAGAUUCGAAUGUUUAGUCGUGGAAAUUGAGAAAAUUACAAAUGUUCGUAUGUUGAUCGUUUGUAUUAAGAAAGAAUUAUUUUUAAGAAGGUAAAGAUGAUGUUUUAUGUUGUUUGAUUUAAGCCAGACAUUUGUCUUCGUUUUAAGUAAUUUCUCUCUGUCUAGAUACGCGGAGGAAGUGGUCGGUUGUUUUCGCUUUAUAGUACUUUAUGUGUUGGGAAUGACAACGUUUACCAUAACUCUGUGUGGGAUUUUGAUGAUAAUGGAUUCUCCAAUUACUACGAAAAUGGAGCUCGUUAACUCUAGUGCCUUCUGUCUCAUCCUCACAUUCAUGUAUGCGUGGCCAGCUGAUUAUUUGCAAGACGCUAGUGUGAACGUCUCGCAAAGCGUAUACGACAUGGACUGGUACGAACAAUCUUCAGAAAUGCGAAAGCACAUGCUCAACGUGUUGGUUCAUCAAAAACCGGUAACACUUUCUGUCGGUUGUUUUAUGCCGGAACUUAAUUUGCGUUUCUUUUGUUCGGUAAGAGAAAUCAAUGUCUCUUUUGUCAAUUAUAAUAGUCAGUAGAUUAUCGAUAUUUACGUAAUGUUUUGUCAGUGUAUAUAUUUUUAUAUUUCUUUGCAUUCUUAUUCUGUGCUUGGAUAUAAAUAUAUAAUAUGCACUGGUCCGCAGAGAAG
This is a messenger RNA of Bombus pyrosoma, 756 nucleotides long. RefSeq lists its product as uncharacterized. Gene Ontology annotation, cellular component: plasma membrane. The record is from RefSeq and is a predicted model, not a curated record. The transcript is spliced from 3 exons. Gene Ontology annotation, biological process: sensory perception of smell; detection of chemical stimulus involved in sensory perception of smell. Bases 185 to 646 code for a protein of 153 amino acids. Lineage: Eukaryota; Metazoa; Arthropoda; Insecta; Hymenoptera; Apidae. Gene Ontology annotation, molecular function: odorant binding; olfactory receptor activity.